Messenger RNA from Nannizzia gypsea CBS 118893, 1002 nucleotides. Its product is annotated as RRP7 superfamily domain-containing protein. The coding region runs from base 1 to 1002 and encodes 333 amino acids. The record is from RefSeq and is a predicted model, not a curated record. The transcript is spliced from 2 exons. Lineage: Eukaryota; Fungi; Ascomycota; Eurotiomycetes; Onygenales; Arthrodermataceae. Gene Ontology annotation, biological process: rRNA processing; ribosomal small subunit assembly. Gene Ontology annotation, cellular component: UTP-C complex; CURI complex.
AUGGCGACGAGCGUGGGAGGAUACAGUGUGCUACCAGUAUUAUUGCGCAGCAGCAGCAGCAGUAGCAGAGACGAGAACGAGGCCACGCACUACCUAUACAUCCAAGCGCAUGCACCACGGCUGCCCGACGCCGACUCAGGACGGUCGCUGUUCGUGGUAAAUGUACCGGUAACGAGCACAGAGAGGCACUUCCGACACCUGUUUGGCACUCAGCUGGGCAGCGGGCGGGUCGAGCGAGUCCAGUUCCAGCAUGAUGAUGCAGCCAGCAGGAGGAGCAAAGGGACAAAAGAGGACACAAGCACGAGCAACAGCACGAGCAACGAGAUGAACACUAAGAAGAGAAAGAGGGGCGAAGAAGAGAGCGCAGAGGAGUACGAGAGCCGCCUGUCGACGAUCAAGCUGCCACCAGCAUGGGACCGGCCCUUACGACCCAGCGGCUCGCAUGCGGUAGUGACCUUUGUCGACCGUCCGAGCAUGGAAGCCAGCCUGAAAGCGAUAACCCGACGGAAGAAGUCCAGCAAGAAGACAACAACAAUAACGUGGGGAGAGAGCAUAGAGGACUACGAUGACGAAGACAAAGACGACAGCAAGAAGGGCGUAUAUCCUCUAGGCUCUGCGCGGUAUAACAGACAUGCCCAGCUGAGAUACCCCAGCCGAAGCGAGCUCCUGAAGAGCGUGAACGAGUACAUGAGCGUGCUGAGCAAGGCGGAAGAAGCUCGCGAACGAGAGGCCCGACGACGCGGCAACGUGGUAGACGAGGACGGCUUUAUUACUGUCACGCGAGGAGCGAAGAAGGCGGUCGACGCUGGCCGGGAGGAGGAGAUGCGUGAACUUGCUGCUCGACAGCGGGAGAAGAGCAAGGGGCUAGAGGACUUUUACCGGUUCCAGAUGAGGGAGAAGCGCAAGGAGAGGCAGGGCGAGCUGCUGCGGCGCUUUGAGGAAGACAAGAGGCGGGUCGAGGAGAUGAAGAGGCGACGGGGCAGGGUCGUACCCGAGGAGUGA